Microcebus murinus (gray mouse lemur) is the source of this 2284-nucleotide messenger RNA. RefSeq names its product X-ray repair cross complementing 6 (gene XRCC6). Gene Ontology annotation, molecular function: telomeric repeat DNA binding; double-stranded DNA binding; DNA helicase activity. Gene Ontology annotation, cellular component: Ku70:Ku80 complex; nucleus. The record is from RefSeq and is a predicted model, not a curated record. Gene Ontology annotation, biological process: double-strand break repair via nonhomologous end joining; telomere maintenance. Lineage: Eukaryota; Metazoa; Chordata; Mammalia; Primates; Cheirogaleidae.
AACUUUGCCGAAGGGGGCGGGGCUUUCGCUGAUCCGGUUGGCUUUGGUUAGGGACGCGUGUAGAAGCCGGUUGUGAGAGUGGGCGUGCCAGCCUGACGGGAAGCAGUGCGCGCUAUGCGUGAUGACGUAAAGGGGCGUUGAUUGGGAGAGAGAAAACACAGGAGUCCGCGCAUGCGUGGUGCCCCAUAUUUGGUCCAAGUUCAUCUCUUCCCUGCGCUAAAGUGAGCAGUGACCAACAUGUCAGGGUGGGAGUCUUAUUACAAAACUGAGGGUGAUGAAGAAGAAGAAGAAGAAGAGAGCUUUGAAGCGGGUGGAGAAUAUAAAUAUUCAGGAAGAGAUAGUUUGAUUUUUUUGGUUGAUGCCUCCAGGGCCAUGUUUGAAUCUCUGGGUGAAGACGAAUUGACUCCUUUUGACAUGAGUAUCCAGUGUAUCCAAAGUGUGUACAUCAAUAAGAUCAUAAGCAGUGAUCGCGAUCUCUUGGCAGUGGUGUUCUAUGGUACCAAGGAAGACAAAAAUUCAGUGAAUUUUAAAAAUAUUUACGUCUUACAGGAGUUGGAUAAUCCAGGUGCUAAACGAAUUCUAGAACUUGACCAAUUUAAGGGGCAGCAGGGAAAAAAACAUUUCCAAGACCGGAUAGGCCAUGGAUCUGACUAUUCAUUAAGUGAAGUGCUGUGGGUCUGUGCCAACCUCUUUAGUGAUGUCCAGUUCAAGAUGAGUCACAAGAGGAUCAUGCUGUUCACCAAUGAAGACAAUCCCCAUGGCAAUGACAGUGCCAAAGCCAGCCGGGCCAGGACCAAAGCUGGCGAUCUCCGUGAUACAGGUAUCUUCCUUGACUUGAUGCACCUGAAGAAACAUGGGGGCUUUGACAUAUCCUUGUUCUACAGAGAUAUCAUCAGCAUUGCAGAGGAUGAGGACCUUGGGAUUCACUUUGAGGAGUCGAGCAAACUAGAAGACCUGUUGAGGAAGGUUCGAGCCAAGGAGUCCAGGAAGCGAGUGCUCUACAGGUUAAAGCUUAAGCUCAACAAAGAUAUAGCACUCACUUUGGGUGUCUAUAAUAUGGUCCAGAAGGCUGUCAAGCCUGCUCCAAUAAGGCUGUAUCGGGAAACAAAUGAACCAGUGAAAACCAAGACCCGAACAUUUAAUGUAAAUACAGGCAGUUUGCUUCUGCCUAGCGACACCAAGAGGUCUCAGAUCUAUGGGAGUCGUCAGAUUGUGCUAGAGAAAGAAGAAACAGAAGAGCUGAAACGGUUUGAUGAACCAGGUUUGAUUCUCAUCGGUUUCAAGCCCUUAGCAAUGCUGAAGACGCACCACUACCUGAGGCCCUCCCUGUUCCUGUACCCUGAGGAGUCCCUGGUGAACGGGAGCUCAACCCUGUUCAGUGCUCUACUCAUCAAGUGUCUGGAGAAGGAGGUCCUAGCAGUGUGCAGAUAUACACCCCGCAAGAACAUCCCCCCUUGCUUUGUGGCUUUGGUGCCACAGGAAGAGGAGUUGGAUGACCAGAAAAUUCAAGUGACUCCUCCAGGCUUCCAGCUUGUCUUCCUACCCUAUGCUGAUGAUAAACGGAAGGUGCCCUUUACUGAAAAAGUCAUAGCAAACUCGGAGCAGGUGGACAAGAUGAAGGCGAUUGUUCAGAAGCUCCGCUUUAAAUACAGAAGUGACAGCUUUGAGAACCCGGUGCUGCAGCAGCACUUCAGGAACCUGGAGGCCUUGGCUCUGGACCUGAUGGAGCCUGAACAAGCCGUCGACCUGACAUUGCCCAAGGUUGAAGCAAUGAAUAAAAGACUGGGAUCUCUGGUGGAUGAGUUUAAGGAACUUGUCUACCCACCAGAUUACAAUCCUGAGGGGAAAGUUACCAAACAAAAACAAGGUGGUGAAGGUUCUGGAAGCAAAAGGCCCAAGGUGGAGUUUUCUGAAGAGGAGCUGAAGGCCCACAUCCGCAAGGGCACACUGGGCAAGUUCACUGUGCCUGUGCUGAAGGAGGCCUGCAGGGUGUAUGGGCUGAAGGGCGGGAUGAAGAAGCAGGAGCUGUUGGAUGUACUCACCAAGCACUUCCAGAACUGACCGGAGACCAUACAUCCAGCCAUCCUUCCACACUGCAGCCAGGCUGACUGGUUUUGUUCUUCUUAGCAAGUUAAAAAGUUUCUCCUGAGCUAGGAGUCUUCUUGACAGAAGCCAAGGGACUUUACAUUUAUGAGACUUCCUGUUGCCAUGGAGGCCAUGUAGUCCUCCCACUUUGCUGUGCCUUAUGCUACUGCCAAUUAAAAAGCCCUAACUUUGUACUAUA